This is a messenger RNA of Porites evermanni, 9463 nucleotides long. The record is from the annotation of a GenBank genome assembly. NCBI's taxonomy places the organism in Eukaryota, Metazoa, Cnidaria, Anthozoa, Scleractinia, Poritidae.
AUGGAGUCGUUGUUAAAGAAUCUUAAAGAACAUGUUACUUGUUCAAUCUGUCUGGAUACUUUCACCGAUCCCAAGACAAUAACCUGCCUGCACACAUUCUGCUUUGAGUGUAUAAAGAAACACGCACUGAUCAGCCAAAGGAAUGGAAAGUUUCGCUGCCCCGAGUGUCAAGCUGAAGUUGAUCUUCCCGAAGCAAACCGUUUCGAUAAACUGCCGACCAGUUUUCAUCACAAUAGUCUACUCAGUGUUCUCGCCAUACGACAGAGUGGUAAAGGAAAUGAUAUCAGUUGUGGCGUUUGCAAGAAAAAGAGCGCAGAGAUAAGUUAUUGCUUCGAAUGUGCUAAAUUCAUGUGCAGUGACUGUGUAAACGCACAUCAACUGUUUAGUCACUUCACAGAAGGACACAAAGUGACGCCAGUCAAACAGUUCCAACCUCAAGACUACGAAGCACUAAUGAGGAGGCAGUCAUUUUGUUCGCAGCAGUAUCACGAGCGAGAAGUAACGAGGUUUUUCUGCGUUAAAUGCCAAAUCUGUGUCUGCCAAGUAUGCAUCGCUACGGAUCACAAGGCACAUGACGUCGAACCAUUAGAGAAAGCAGCGGACGGCGAGAAAGCCAACAUCCUUACAAGAACCGAGGUAUUAAAAGAAAGAACAAAGGUUUUUAGCGAUGUGAUUCGUAAAUAUGAACAAACAGUAGUUGAACUGGAAGCGAAUAUAACUGACCUUAAACGUGAAGUUUCCCAAACAGCUGAACAAAUGAUCGCCAAGAUUCGAGAAAACGAACGGCAAAUUAUUACAGCCCUCGAGAACACGCGCGUGUCAAGGCAAGACAGAUUAAACUCUGCAAAGGCACAAGUGCAAUCCUUGCUGAAGCAAAUCAACCAAGCAAUCGAGUUUGCUGAAAAUCUGAUUCAAAGAAGCUCCAGCUCGGAUGUAAUGCAAAGCAAGAAUUAUCUAGAACAACGGUUUGAACAUAUUGAAAACACGCCGAUCCCGGAAGUUCCGGUCAAUUCAUUUCUGAAGUUUUAUCCAACUAAAGAAGUAAAGAAUCUUACCCUUGGUUACAUAUUGUCAAGUGAACCAGUCGUAAGAUUGAGAAAAGAUUUCCAAGCUGGUGUUGAAUCAGAAUUUGAAGUUCACCCUCGAAUACUUGGAGAACAAGUGUAUCAAGUGAAAGUGCUUGUGGAACCAGCUCAUAAAACAGGAAGCUUGACAACUUGUGAAAAACAAGAUGGUGAUUACACCGUGAAGUUUACACCUAGAGUUCCAGGAACCUUCAAUAUCAUAAUAAAGGUAAAUGGCAGGGAGUUUGCAGGAAGCCCUUAUAUCGUCCAAGCAAAACAAAGACUCAUUCAAGUUGUUGGAGAGGUAGAAAUAAAAGGAGAAACUCUUGUAAAGCCAAUGGGAAUUGCCGUAAACGGCAAAGGACAAAUUGCUAUUGCUGAUUUUGAUAAACACUGUCUCCUGAUAACUGACAAAGAAGGAAACUGUGUAAGAAAAGUGGGUUGUCACGGAAACAAUGCUGGACAGCUCAACCGUCCAACUGACGUCACAUAUCUAAAUGAUGAUAACAUUCUUGUGGCGGAUCAAUUAAAUCAUCGCAUUCAACAAUUUAACGUUCAAACAGGGAACUCUGUGAAACGUUUUGGAAAGAAAGGGACAAGGGAUGGUGAGUUUCAGUAUCCUGUCAGUGUUUGUGUGGAUGAAGAAGGCCGUGUUAUAGUUGCUGAUCAUUUCAACAACAGAGUCCAAGUUUUAUCACAGGAUGGUGAACCUUUGUUUCAAUUUGGAAACAGUGGACCAGAAAAACUAAGCAAACCCAGGUCGUGUAUUUACCAUGAGAGCAAGUUUAUUGUUUCUGAGUGGGUUGGUAAAAGCUUGAAAGUGUUUGAUAAUAAAAGCUUGUUCUCGUGGUUUACUGAGAGAAUGUGUUUGCAAUAAUACACAGCAUCAAGGAAGAAAUGGUCUAGAAAUGUGGCAAUCACCAUAAUCUUCUUGUUUGUAAUAGAGCCAAUGGCCGUGUUGAUCAGUUUACAGUGGACGGCUGUUUCACUGGAAAAACUGUUGUUGAGUUACAAGACCCUACAAGAAUAACUACAACACCGAAUGGACUUAUUUUAGUUACAGACUUUAAGUCCCAAAAAAUUCACAUUCUAAAAUAAUUAAAAAUUAAGCACAGACUGGAUGAUGAAACAAAUAUACAUCCUGAAAUAAACACCAGAAAAGUAAAACAAUAACUCGGUAUGGUAAAAGGAAUAAGUAAAUAGCAGCUGAAUACUUUCAACGAGCAAUUCCCACAUUAUAUUAUCCGCACUGAAGUAACAAAAAUGCUUGAUGAGGACAGACUUGUGUGACAAAAACAGAUGGCGCGAUAAGGUUUCAAAAGUUAAUUCCUGCUACGUUUGAGCAGAAACUACUUUGCCACUAGCAAAGAUUUUAGAAAAAUACUAGCCUGCGAGCAAAUCUCACACCACCGUACUCCCGAGAGCAAAACCGGGAGGUUGCUGGUAGGCUAAAAACUCACCACCACACCACAGUUGUGUGUGGUCCAUGGGGACUGUGACCGUCCAGAAAUGCGGCAAUUAUCACAACCUUAUUGUAUGCAAUACUGGCAAUGGUCGUGUUGAUCAGUUUACACUGGAGGGAUGUUUCACUAGAAAAAAAUGUUAAUAAGUCAGAGUCCUGCAGCAAUAAUUGUUUCAUCAGAUGGACAUAUUUUUGUUUCAGACUGUAAAGCCACUAAGAUUCACAACCCGAAAUAAGCAACAAAACAGAGAUCUCAGUAUGAUAGAAUUUAAAAGUAAAUAGCCGCUGAACACAAUCGGUCAGCGAGAGUAUUAAUGACAAUGCCGGACAAAUGUUUCUGUAGAGGGACAGCUGUGUGACAACACAAUAUUUCAGUGAAGCAAUUGCAAAGGAUAAUAUAUUAAAGUUGACCAAAGUUAGAGAAUAAUGCGGAGUAAACUACGAGUUAUAACACAGUAAAUAAUUCUCUUUCUGAUAGUAUUUUCACAAGGCCUGAUAUAUUAAGUAGUUAUGUAAGUUUGUAGAUGAUAUAUUAGAUGAAAGAAGCUCUCUUGCUACUAUUUUUUAAAAGAACCGUGUCACUAAUAAUUUUGUAACAGUUAUCAAAAAGAUCAUUCACCCGUCAAAGGCAAAUGAAAGUAUAGUUGCAAUAUAAAAAAAGAAAAAAAAUUGGCACUGAUUAUUUCACUUUUGUUUUCAGUCAAAGCAAAGUGAGCCAAGAUUGUUUCAUAAUUAUGCAAAAUUUUCUGAGUUCAUAUCAUUUGUCAGGUCUUUUAGGAGGGUCUCCAAGAAACGGACAUACACAAUAAUCGCAAGACUUUGUACAGCCUCAUAUAAUAGAAAAUAAUAACGAGUUUUACUUACUUCACCUUUGCUUACUGGUGAUCUAAAUAUAUGAUUUUCAUGGAUCAGAAAAGAAACAUUUUUAUUUUAGCUGUUUAUGAUUGAAAUAUGGAAUAAUCCUCCAGACGUGCUUCCCCUUUAUCGUUAAACUUAACCUGUUCACAUCAGAAUCGCCCGUGUGGAUCCACAUCCCUUGUACAGCUAGUUUGCCAACAAGCUCUCCAUUUCGAGUGGCGAAAGAAGCGAGCCGCGAGGGCUGGAGAAAAAGGAGAUUUCUUCUUUCUUUCUCCACCCUCACACUCGCGUCUCCUUUAGCGUGAGGCUCUCGCGUGACUUCUCGCGACUCCCCCUAAAGGAGAGCUUGCUCGCAGGUUAUUGUACCGCUUGUAAAGUCAUCAGAUUAAACUGUCAAUAACAAGCUUUUCACCUAACCUGUGCAAGGGAAAGAGAUAAUAAAGACGACUUGAAUGAACACGAAGGCCAAACCCUUUUUCAAACUUUUAGAAAGGACCCAAACGCCCACCUGUUAAUUUCGAAGCCCUGAAAGUGAAUUCUUGAUUUAUUACAAGAUUUGUUCUUUUUACUUCUUUUAAUUAUAUUUACCACCAUAUUCACCUAACUAACUUCUGGUUUUCAUUUUAUGUUCGCCAAAUAAUUGAAUGAAAUUAACAAUAUAACUUACAAACUGCUGGUUGACAUUUGAGAGAAAAGAACUGGUGUUCCUAAUGCACUAAUUUCCGGCUCAUUGUAUGGACUAGAUCCUCGAGAGUCGGAUAAAAACGGUGAAACUCUGGCCGGCGUACACAUUCUGUGUAGACGUUUAGAAAUGCGGUUUGCAUAGUAGGGUGUUGAAUGAAAACUAAUAGCCUGUUCGUCAUUCUGCACAAACCUGUUUUUAGAUUCGCUCUGGUUUAUGACUGAAGGCGCAUCAGGUUCGUUUCUAUUUGAAUCUGAAAACGAGGCUGGCUGGUCAACCAAGCGAAGCGGCGACGAUGAGGAAGAGAGAAGCGAAUGAUUAGAACAGGAAAACAAUGAAACCGAGUUCAUUUCCUGCCUGCUGGGAGAGCAAUUUGGGGAAGAAAAUAGGUCAGGGGUUUCGCUAAAAUGUUUUGAAUACCAAGAAUGGGAUUCAUCUUUCAAGAGUCUUGGAGAAUAAUAUAAAUAUGGUGUGUCAGAACUCAUUACUUUCGCACGAGACAGAGAUUGCGAAAACAAAUCAGGGGAAGUGUACAUCAUCUCAAAGCUAUCAAUCAACAUGUCAUCUCCUGACGAAUAACUGUUUCCUUGAUGAGAAGCAGCUUGUCGGAUCUCCGCUUUGAUCUUUUGAUCAUGUGACCAUAUGUUUACCACUUCGUGCUGCAGGGACCUGGUACAAACUACUUCCUCUUCACGUGACUGUUCGGUUGAUUCUAAGACGCACAACACCUUCCCUUGCUCUAUUAAUUCGUCUAGACAAUGAGUAGGCUUCUCUUUCUUCAUAAAACUGCUUUGUAAAUUAACAGAGGAAUGCCUCUUUUGCUCACCUAUUUUUACAUCUUUUCCAGGAAUAAACUUUUCAGAGGGCUCUGUGAAAAAAUUUUCGCAGUUCCUAAGCAACUCAGAAUGUGAUAGAUCAAUCUUAGGUACCAUUUUAUACGAGUUCGAAUUUUGAAGCCUUAUGGAAUCCUCUUGCGUGCACACGCCAUCACCAUCAGUGAAAUCCAAGAUCUUUUUGGAGCGUUCAGUGUUGUUUAUUUUCGCAAUAUAUUUAAUAUCGUGCUCGUUACUGGCUAAUGUUCUUGACACCUCUACCUUUUGUUGAAGUUCAAACGGGUCAGUGGACCUCAAAACAUCAGCAGGCGCCAACGAUGUUUUCUGCGAUAUAGUUUCACAAUCGAGCUCCAUAUCAGCCAAGAAAGCGUCUAGAUCUUCAGAAGAAGAAAAAUCAGUAAAUUCUGUGUAAUCCUCUUGAACAAAUCCAUAAACGACAUCACUGAAACUAACAGUCUGUGACGUAACCAUCUCAUCGGGCGUCUUCUCUUCUGACGUCACGCAUGAUGUUUUGGAAUUUAUGAUUGCCUGAGAUUGUUCUUUCGUUUUAUUUAUAGCAUCCAUUUCCAAAUCAGCUAGAAAUGCACUGAGAUCCUCUGACGAAGGGAAGUCAUCGUACUCUGUCCAUUCACAAUAAUCUUGCUCUUCUUUGCAGACGUCAAGUUUUUCGCAGUUUAGUCCCCUUGUUUGAGAAGGUAGCUGUGUAAAGCGUGGCGAGCUUGAGUUAUUGCUGCUGAUGUCUUCUUCCUGAGAUGAACCUUGAUCAAUUCGAUCUAAAAUAGAAAAAGAAAACACCCAUGACCAAAUUAUGCUGCUACCAAACUAAAUCAAUGUCAUAACACUGGAAUUUCAUCGACAGCCAAGUACCUCUAAUAAAGGUUGAUUUUGACUAGAAACCGAAUCUGAAUAAAAAUCAAAUUUGGAGUCGUAAGCCGUAAGGCUCUAUCCUUCCGUGGAGUUGGCUGAUAUUAUUUUUUGGGCACAGGUACCUGAGGCACAAGAAAGAAACAGGCAUAUAGGUUCUGUGACGUUUCUCAACGUCGUUCGAAUCUAGCAAUCUAGCUAGCAAUCCCAACCAAAGUUUGUCCAAGCUCCCUUAAGCGAAUCUACAUCCCUGGGAAACAGAGCCAAGAAAAGCUUUCGAAACUGGAGCUGACCGCUUACGAAAAUUAAGCAGCGGCCACUAGCAAUAUAAGAGACGAGGGGCCGCUUAAGGGUGUUGGUUAUGUUGUGUAUGCCUCAUGUACAACAUACUAGUACUACGUGCUAAUCUUAUGAUGGCGAAAUUGCCCAGUAGUAGUAGCACUCGCAUUGUACAGUAGCAAAAAGAAAAGAUGAAAAAAAAAAAUUAAAGUUGAAACCGUUUUCCUAGAUAGGGUCUGCGUCUGCUAAGGAGAAUGGCCACUAUUGAUAAUGUGAAGAUACAGGGCCCGUUAUUUAAACCAAGUUUAAACAGCAUUUAUGAAAGUCAUCGUCUAACCAAUGUUUAAACCAUGAAUACCGAUUAUUUAAACGUUCUUUCAGUUUUUCAUAACAGUGUUUAGACGAUGUCCAAACACCGACUAAGGAACAAUAGUAAGUUAGACCAGCUCAAAGGUAGGUUUAAACGCUGUUUAACGAUAUUUUCAUGGUCAGCCAUUUUCAAAUGGAGGGACUACUGCGCUACAGACAGUUAGGCCUGUUUCAAACGUCGAGCUACUGCCGUGCUAAGCUGGCUCGACUGUAGCUCGACUGCAACACGACACUAACACGACUUGGUUUCAGACGUCGAAUUCAAUUCAGUCAAAUAGAACGGCUGUUGCCUAAAACAAAACACGAAAAUAAAGAAACGGUUUAGCAGACUUUUAAAUGUAUUCUAAAGUAUUUAUAAUUUAUGAAUUGAGUUCAGCACGGCGGUAGCACGACGUUUGAAACCAAGUCGAGCUACCGCCGUGUAGCACGGCAGUAGCACGACUUGGUUUCAAACGUCGCGCUACUGCCGUGCUAAAGUCGAAUUUAAUUCGAUCAAUUGAUUUCGGAAUGGCAGUAGCACGACGUUUGAAACAGGCCUUAAGAAACUACGCCAAUCGACGAAAUAUACGUAUUCGACACCUUAGGAAUAGAUUUAACCCUUUAGAAACCGCUCCCUCUAACCCUCCCCUCCCUCUAACCCUCUAUGCGACAGGCGACUUGGCGAUUUAUUUGGUGUUAGUGCAUUUGCUGCAUGUACUGCAAUUCACAAAAAGACCUUUGAAACUUCUAACCACUUCCGCUUUUAGACUAGGGUGACUGUCUGCAGUAUAAUGCAAAUUGUUUUUGUAAUACUAAUUAUAGUUCCUUAUAUGGUCCGAGUUUCCCGGAAUCACUCUGAACAAGAUUAGGGUGUGUUCUGUUGCUGUGAAAAAAAACUUGAACAAUGGAGUCUCUGUUGAAGAAUCUCAAAGAACACGUUACUUGUUCGAUCUGUCUAGAUACUUUCACCGAUCCCAAGACAAUAACCUGCCUCCACACAUUCUGCCGUGAGUGUAUAAAGAAACACGCACUGAUCAGCCAACGGAAUGAAAAGUUUCGCUGCCCCGAGUGUCAAGCUGAAGUUGAUCUUCCAGAAGCAAACCGUUUUGACAAAUUGCCGACCAGUUUUCAUCAUAAUAGUCUACUCAGUGUUCUCGCCAUACGACAAAGCGGAAAAGGAAAUGAUAUCAGUUGUGGCGUUUGCAAGAAAAUGAGCGCAGAGAUAAGUUACUGCUUCGAAUGCGCUAAAUUCAUGUGCAGUGACUGUGUCCACGCACAUCAACUGUUUAGUCACUUUACAGAAGGACACAAAGUAACGCCAGUCAAGCAGUUCCAACCUCAAGACUACCAAGCUCUGAUGAAGAGGCAGUCAUUUUGCGCGCAGCAGUAUCACGAGCGAGAGGUAACGAGGUUUUUCUGCCUUAAAUGCCAAAUCUGUGUUUGCCAAAUAUGCAUUGCUACGGAUCACAAGGCACAUGACGUCGAACCAUUGGAGAAAGCAGCGGACGGCGAGAAAAGCAACAUCCUGACAAGAACCGAGGUAUUAAAAACAAAAACAAAGGCUUUUAGCGAUGCAAUUCGUGAAUAUGAACAAACAAUUCGUGAGCUGGAGGCAAAUAUCACAAACGCUAAACGUGAAAUUUCCCAAGCUGCCGAACAAAUGGUCGCGAAGAUUCGAGAAAACGAGCGGCAGAUUAUUACAGCCCUCGAGAACACGCGCGUGUCAAGGCAAGACAGAUUAAACUCUGCAAAGGCACAAGUGCUAUCCUUACUGAAGCAAAUCAACCAAGCAAUCGAGUUUGCUGAAAAUCUGAUUAAAAGAAGCUCCAGCUUGGAUGUAAUGCAAAGCAAGAAUUAUCUAGAACAACGGUUUGAACAUCUUGAAAACACGACGAUCCUAGAACUUCCAGUCAAUUCAUUUCUGAAGUUUUAUCAAACAAAAGAAGAAAAGAAUCUAACCCUUGGUUACAUAGCAACAAGGGAACCAGUAGAAGGAUUGACAAAAGAUUUCCAAGCUGGUGUUGAAUCAGAGUUUGAAGUUCACCCACAAAUACGUGGAGAAGAAGUGUAUGAAGUGAAAGUGUUUGUGGAACCAGCUAAUAAAAUAGGAAGUUUGACAACUUGUGAAAAACAAGAUGGUGAUUACACCGUGAAGUUUACACCUAGAGUUCCAGGAACCUUCAAUAUCAUAAUAAAGGUAAAUGGCAAGGAGUUUGCAGGAAGUCCUUAUAUUGUCCAAGUAAAACAACGACUCAUUCAGGUUGUAGGAGAGUUAAAAGUAAAAGGAGAAACUUUUGAACAGCCAUCUGGAAUUGCCGUGAACAACAAAGGACAAAUCGCUAUCAGUGACUAUAAUAAACACUGUAUCCUGAUAACUGACAAAGAAGGAAACUGUGUAAGAAAAGUGGGUUGUCAUGGAAACAAUGCUGGACAGCUCAACCGUCCAGCUGACGUCACAUAUCUAAAUGAUGAUAACAUCCUUGUGGUGGAUGAAUUAAAUCAUCGCAUUCAACAAUUUAAUGUUCAAACAGGGAACUCUGUGAAACGUUUUGGGGUGAGAGGGAUAAGAGGUGCAGAAUUUCAAAAUCCUACCUGUGUUCGUUUGAACGACGAAGGCCGUGUUAUAGUUGCUGAUCAUUUUAACAACAGAGUCCAAGUUUUAUCACAGGAUGGUGAACCUUUGUUUCAAUUUGGAAAGAGUGGACCAGAAAAACUAAGAAAACCCAGGUCGUGUAUUUACCAUGAGAGCAAGUUCAAACAAAGACUGACCCCAUUAUUAACGAACUUUCACAAACUAUUUUGACCAAAGUUUUUGUACAAGAUUGGAGAACCAGGCAAGGCUGAUGGACAGAUGGAAGGGCCUCACGGACUGUGUCUUCAGAAAUGUGGCAAUCACCAUAAUCUUCUUGUAUCUAACAGAACCAAUGGCUGUGUUGAUCAGUUUACAGUGGACGGCUGUUUCACUGGAAAAACUGUUGUUAAGUUACAAGACCCUACAAGAAUAACCACAACACCGGAUGGACUUAUUUUAGUUACAGACUAUAAGACUAAAAAAAUUCACAUUCUAAAAUAA